This is a messenger RNA of Paramisgurnus dabryanus, 1210 nucleotides long. RefSeq names its product inka box actin regulator 1a (gene inka1a). Gene Ontology annotation, molecular function: protein serine/threonine kinase inhibitor activity; protein kinase binding. Gene Ontology annotation, cellular component: nucleus. The record is from RefSeq and is a predicted model, not a curated record. NCBI's taxonomy places the organism in Eukaryota, Metazoa, Chordata, Actinopteri, Cypriniformes, Cobitidae.
ACUGACGCACAAAUGCAGCUCACGUAGCAGUGAGGGGCUCAUAAUCUUGAGUUGAGAGACACAUCUGUAACACAACUGCACGGAUUAUUCGGACUGUUUUCUUGCUUAACAGCAAAUGAGUAUUUCAAAUUACUGGAUUUGACAUUGUCAUCAGCUUUAAAUCAUGUUGUGUCUGCAGGAAUCGAGUGACUGCCUGCGAGAACAGAUGCAUUACAUGAUGCGAUCACUGCAGGAUCUAAAGCAUUUUCGCCGGAGCUGCGCAGCUCCCCCUGUUGGGCCUCCGGUGAGGUUGCGUGCCUGCAAGCAGCUCAUAGCCCAGCGAGAGCGCCGAGCUCGGCUGAGGAUCAGCGACGCUAGUGAGGCUAGCAGCUACGACUCCGCCUGCUGUCUUUCUACCUCUCUGGAGGAGGAGGAGUCUACAUGCAACCCCUCAACCACCAGCUCUCCGAGCAGCGAGCGGAGCCUGGAGUUUGACUCUGGUUACUCCGAGGCAUCCUGGCAGGAUGAGGGCGUGGUGUUGCGACGAACCAGAAAUGUCCGCGUAUCUUCUUCAGCGUGUCUUCGCACCAACCAGGUGAACAGCAGCCGAGUUCGUCCAAAAUCCACAUCGGAUGCUUGCCUGGAAACGUGGACUUCAUUUGAGGCGGCUAGCGACCCGGAGGACUGGACUACGUCGCUGCUUACUCGCGGGCGUAACCGGCAGCCGCUUGUGUUGGGAGACAACAGUUUUGCAGAUCUCAUUCAAAACUGGAUGGACUUACCGGAAUGUCCAGAACAGACUGAACAGAAAUACAACUCGGGACGCAGUUUCGCUAAGGACUUCUUGAUAAACGUUAAACGAAGGAUAGCUGGAAUUUCACGGAACGUAGACGCACGAAGGAAGUCGACUGAUAUUACGAAGUUAAGCAAUACGUUUGUGGCCUCUAAAAGACUUUCUUGCCAAGUUGAAGUACAGCACCAAACACCAUUCUUCUAUAAAUCCCACACUGGUUUGAAUGAACUGGAUGCAGAUUUUUAUCAGGUUACGGCACUGAUGAAAUCGGGAAGCAGAAUGCCCAUCGUCUGCAAUGACCAAAUUGGGUACAUAUGACUCUAGUGAGGUCAAAGAAAUCUCACAGAGAUAGACUGAAUGGACACCAAGAGAGACUUAAUUAUUUUUACAUAAAGCUUUUGUCAGUCUUGUACAAUGCACAAAAAUAAAAUGAAGAAU